This is a messenger RNA of Leptonychotes weddellii (Weddell seal), 3796 nucleotides long. Lineage: Eukaryota; Metazoa; Chordata; Mammalia; Carnivora; Phocidae. The record is from RefSeq and is a predicted model, not a curated record.
CCGGGCAGGGAUUGGUGGCACCAAGCGUGAGAGGCGGAACCGGAAGCGCCUGUGUUGUGAGGCUCAGCCUGUUCGCUCCCGGUGACUUUCCAACGCUUUGCUUCUAGCAGUUGGUGCCGGUUUUGCAGAGGGUGCCAUGGGGGAAGCGGAGAAGUUUCACUACAUCUACAGUUGUGACCUGGACAUCAACGUGCAGCUUAAGAUAGGAAGUUUGGAAGGGAAGAGAGAACAGAAGAGUUAUAAAGCUGUUCUAGAAGACCCAAUGUUGAAGUUUUCAGGACUGUACCAAGAGACAUGCUCUGACCUUUAUGUUACUUGUCAAGUUUUUGCAGAAGGGAAGCCUCUGGCCUUGCCAGUGAGAACAUCCUACAAAGCAUUUAGUACAAGAUGGAACUGGAAUGAAUGGCUGAAACUUCCGGUAAAGUACCCUGACCUGCCCAGGAAUGCCCAGGUGGCCCUCACAGUAUGGGAUGUGUAUGGACCAGGGAAGGCAGUGCCUGUGGGUGGAACAACAGUUUCACUCUUUGGAAAAUAUGGCAUGUUUCGCCAAGGGAUGCAUGACUUGAAAGUCUGGCCUAAUGUAGAAGCAGAUGGAUCAGAACCCACAAAAACUCCUGGCAGAACAAGCAGUACUCUUUCAGAAGAUCAGAUGAGCCGCCUUGCCAAGCUCACCAAAGCACAUCGACAAGGGCACAUGGUGAAAGUAGAUUGGCUGGACAGAUUGACAUUUAGAGAAAUAGAAAUGAUAAAUGAGAGUGAGAAACGAAGUUCUAAUUUCAUGUACUUGAUGGUUGAGUUUCGAUGUGUCAAGUGUGAUGAUAAGGAAUAUGGUAUUGUUUAUUAUGAAAAGGAUGGUGAUGAGUCAUCUCCAAUUUUAACAAGCUUUGAGAUAGUAAAGGUUCCUGACCCUCAGAUGUCUAUGGAGAAUUUAGUUGAGAGCAAACACCACAAGCUUGCCCGGAGUUUAAGAAGUGGACCUUCUGACCAUGAUCUCAAACCUAAUGCUGCCACAAGAGAUCAACUAAAUAUUAUUGUGAGUUAUCCACCAACCAAGCAACUUACAUAUGAAGAACAAGAUCUUGUUUGGAAGUUUAGAUAUUAUCUUACUAAUCAAGAAAAAGCUUUGACUAAAUUCUUGAAAUGUGUUAAUUGGGAUCUACCUCAGGAGGCCAAACAGGCAUUGGAACUUCUAGGAAAAUGGAAGCCAAUGGAUGUAGAGGACUCCUUGGAGCUGUUAUCCUCCCAUUAUACCAAUCCAACAGUGAGGCGAUAUGCUGUUGCCCGGUUGCGACAGGCAGAUGAUGAGGAUUUGUUGAUGUACCUAUUACAACUGGUCCAAGCUCUCAAAUAUGAAAAUUUUGAUGACAUAAAGAAUGGAUUAGAACCUACCAAGAAGGAUAGUCAGGGUUCAGUGUCAGAGACUGUGUCAAAUUCUGGAAUAAAUUCUGCAGAAAUAGAUAGCUCCCAAAUUAUAACCAGCCCUCUUCCUCCAGUGUCUUCCCCUCCUCCUGCAGCUAAAACAAAGGACAGUUCAGAUGGUGAAAAUCUAGAGCAAGAUCUCUGCACCUUCUUGAUAUCAAGAGCCUGCAAAAACUCAACACUGGCUAAUUAUUUAUACUGGUAUGUGAUAGUGGAAUGUGAAGAUCAAGACACUCAGCAAAGAGACCCAAAGACCCAUGAGAUGUACUUGAAUGUAAUGAGACGAUUCAGCCAAGCAUUGUUGAAGGGUGAUAAGUCUGUCAGAGUUAUGCGUUCUUUGCUGGCUGCACAGCAGACGUUUGUAGAUCGGCUGGUGCAUCUAAUGAAGGCAGUGCAGCGUGAAAGCGGAAAUCGUAAGAAAAAGAACGAGAGACUACAGGCAUUGCUUGGAGACAAUGAAAAGAUGAACUUGUCAGAUGUGGAACUUAUCCCAUUGCCUUUAGAACCCCAGGUGAAAAUUAGAGGAAUAAUCCCAGAGACAGCUACACUAUUUAAGAGUGCUCUUAUGCCUGCACAGUUAUUCUUUAAGACAGAAGAUGGGGGCAAAUACCCAGUUAUAUUUAAGCAUGGGGAUGAUUUACGGCAAGAUCAACUUAUUCUUCAAAUCAUUUCACUCAUGGACAAGCUGCUACGGAAAGAAAAUCUGGAUUUGAAGUUGACACCCUACAAGGUAUUAGCCACCAGUACAAAACAUGGCUUCAUGCAGUUUAUCCAGUCAGUUCCUGUUGCUGAAGUUCUUGAUACAGAGGGAAGCAUUCAGAACUUCUUUAGAAAGUAUGCACCAAGUGAGAAUGGGCCAAAUGGGAUCAGUGCUGAAGUUAUGGACACAUAUGUUAAAAGCUGUGCUGGAUAUUGUGUGAUUACGUACAUCCUUGGAGUUGGAGAUAGACACCUGGAUAACCUUUUGCUAACAAAAACAGGCAAACUCUUCCACAUAGACUUCGGAUAUAUUUUGGGUCGGGAUCCAAAGCCUCUUCCUCCUCCAAUGAAGCUGAAUAAAGAAAUGGUAGAAGGAAUGGGGGGCACCCAGAGUGAGCAGUACCAAGAGUUCCGUAAACAGUGUUACACGGCUUUUCUCCACCUUCGAAGGGUUCAGGAUAAAUUCCGACUAGACCUGUCUGAUGAAGAGGCAGUACAUUACAUGCAGAGUCUGAUCGAUGAAAGUGUCCAUGCUCUCUUUGCUGCAGUGGUAGAACAGAUUCACAAGUUUGCCCAGUACUGGAGAAAAUGAAACUGGACUCGGCACAUCAGGAUGUUUGGCUCUGUAAGAAAACUACUUUAGAAGCAACCUCUGUAUAAGGAAGACUUCAGAGUAACAAGGAAGAGAACAUUUGAUCUUCAAGAUACCAUAUAUCUUAAAUGUUACAUGGUGCCUGAAUUCAGUUUCUUUGGAUGUCAUUGCUUAAAUACGGUCUUGAAGGGUUUGUUUUGAAAUACUGUAUACAUUUAUUUUCAAAUGUACACAUUGUUAAUAAGCUAAGAAGUGAGAACUUUAUUCCAGGAUCAUGUACAUAUUAUGAGAGCUCUGGAAGAAUUUUAUGUUGAAAUAGUAAAACAUUUUAGUCUUUGAGUUUGAAAUGUCCUUUUUUUUUUUUUUUUUAAAUCAUCUCUUCACAUCAGGACAGUAGUUAUGAACUUGGAUUGUCUCAGUCAAGAAGGCUUUUUUGGUUUGUCUCUCCCUCCCCCCUUUCCCUCUCUUUUUCCUCACACUCAUGUUUGUUUUUGCCUAAGCUGCAAUACUUAAAGUUUUACAUAUUGUGGCUCAUUCUUUUACAGUUCAGCAAUUACUACAUAUACUUCAAAUAUGACAGUCAUUUUCUCUCACUUUUAAUUAUAUAUCUUAUUUGAAAACUAUGGUUAGUUUACAGUUCUCCUACCUUGUAAGUACAUAAAGCAGGAUAGCAUAUGUAGCCAUCUGAAUUACUGGCCAAAAGGUCAUAAUGACAGCAGCUUUCAGUGUUGAGCCCAAGAUAUUUUUACAUAUACAUGUAAGCAUAAAUUGUCUUUCUGCAAUAAAUACAUUUUUGAUGCAAACUUACUUUUCAAAAGGUUUUUGAAAUACCUUUACUAGACCUGCUAAUGUAAUAUAUCCUUUCUGAUUUAAGCAAAAUGAUUUCUUGUCUUUUAAGACUUUUAGUCCUGCUAGUCCAUCUAGCCUUUUUGCCUCAUGGAACUUUGGGAAAAGAGCACAUACGAAAACAGAAGAGCAACAUAAUAAUAAUCUUUACAAAUUAAUGUGUGGCAUAGUCAUGUGACUUUUUUGGGAAGAAAAACAGUAUCUCAUUCUUUCAGUGCUGAAUAAAUAUUAAAUAUCCAA